Messenger RNA from Cuscuta epithymum, 3182 nucleotides. The record is from the annotation of a GenBank genome assembly. NCBI's taxonomy places the organism in Eukaryota, Viridiplantae, Streptophyta, Magnoliopsida, Solanales, Convolvulaceae.
AAAUAUUCGAAUCAGAUCAGAUCAGAAAGAUUCAGAUCAGAUCAGAAGGAUUCAGAUUAGAUCAGAAACAUUCAGAUCAGAUCAGACCAGAUCAGAAACAUUCAGAUCAGAUCAGAAAGAUUCAGAUCAGAUCAGAUCAGAUCAGAAAGAUUCAGAUCAGAUCAGAUCAGAUCAGACAGAUUCAGAUCAGAUCAGAUCAGAAAAAUUCAGAUCAGAUCAGAUCAGAACUUAAAAAAUUCAGAUCAGAAACAUUCAGAUCAGGCGAAGAUAACAGCUUCUUACUCUCUGUUUCAAAUACUGAUUCUCCUUCUCCAGGAGGUCUUGUAUAAUUAGUUGAACUCGAGCAUACUCUGCCGCACUACUUUGAUCAUCCAAUUCUCUCAAUCGUGCCAAUCUUUUUUGGUAUGCAAUAAUUUGAUGAUGGAAGCCUUUCGUUCUUCGUCCGUCCCAUCUCUGUAAUUCCUUUCCACAUAAAUUUACUCUAUCACUCACAUUCAUUCCAGCUCCUGCCCUCCAGCUAUUAGUUUAUGUGAUAGAGUAGUUUGUAUAUUUACCAAAAUUUUAUCAUUAUUUAUAUUUAUAACAUAAUGAAGUUAAGUGAAUAGUUAUCAUAUACUACGUAUGAUUAUAUGUGACAAUUCUAUCAUUCGUAAUGUGUACUCCCUCCGUCCCCCUAACUUUGUCUCAUUUUACCUUUUUAGUUCGUCCUAUUAAGUUUGUCUCAUACCAUAUUUGGCAAUAUUUGGGUGGUUACAAUUCAUUCUUACUUUAUUCACACUUUAUCAACUCAACACCAAGCACACAAUUCCACUUUUUCUUAAAAUUUGUGCCACACUUCUUUGUCCCAAACAUAGUGGGACGGAGUAGUAUGUAUAUAUGUAUUUUAUACACACAAAAAUACAAUAAUAUUACUUAUCAUAUUUAUGCAAAAAUAUAGACAAAAAUACAAUUUCUAUAUUUCCGACUAGUCCCCAACUAGGCGCCCGCCUAGCGUCUAACGUCUUUUAGAACAUUGAAUGUCACUAAUUUGAUUAAGGAGUAUCAAAUAUGGUACGGAAUAAAACUUUAUGGAUGGAUGAAAAAGCUAAAAGUGCAAGAAGUAAGAGCAUUUUCAAUACUACAAUGUACACAGGUUAGAGCAUUUUCAAUACUACAAUGACCCCUACAAAAUAUUGAUUUUAUGCAUCUGGUUCUUUCCACGGUUUUUGGUAAGUCUGUGUAUGUAAUACUGCCCAAGGGAAAAAUCCAUGGCUGCCGCCCAUUUCCCACCAGUCCCGUUCUAGCCAACAUCAACACAGAGAAAUGGUGAUGGCAAAAACGUUUAAUUAUCGAUUUCAAGUAUUAUUUGUGGGCCUUAUGUCUCAGAAGCUCCAUACCAGAGCAUUCACUCUGCAGUAGUUUUCCAGAACGAUAAGAUAGAAAUGCCCGUCUAUUUUCCCAAAGGUUUCCGAAUAUCAUCUGCUUGGUUAAUUGCCUUGAACCCAGCCGGGCCGCCUCGCAAAUCUUCCAUUCACCGGAAUCUCGCCGCAGAGUAUUUAUGGGGUUGAAAUCAUUUGUUGAAGUUCAUCCGGACUCGCACUUCCCCCUCGAGAACCUCCCAUAUGGCGUCUUCAAGCGCAGCCACUGCUCUGAAGCUCGGCCCGGCGUCGCUAUCGGAGACUAUGUCUUGGACAUCUCGGCGGUCGCCUCCGCUGGCCUUUUCGACGGCCCUUUUCUAAAAAACUGUGACUGCUUCAAUCAGGUUCCUACUAUAGCCGCCGCAUGAUCUUGCCUUGUCUAAACAAAUUUGUAGAACUCGGAAGACCGGCUUGGAAGGAAGCACGUGCCACGCUACAAAAGUUAUUAUCGAAGAAUGAACCAACAUUACGUGAUAAUGCUAACUUGAGGCAACAAGCGCUUGUUCCAAUGGAUAAGGUGCAGAUGCUUCUUCCUGUUGCAAUAGGAGACUACACGGACUUCUAUUCAUCCAUAAAUCACGCUAGAAAUUGUGGGCUUAUGUUCCGAGGUCCCGGGGAACCCAUAAAGCCCAACUGGUUCCAUCUUCCCAUCGCGUACCAUGGACGAGCGUCGUCUAUUGUCAUCUCUGGCACUGAUAUAAUUAGACCAAGAGGACAAGAUCGUCCAGUUGGAAACUCUCCUCCAUAUUUUGGACCUUCACGAAAGAUGGACUUUGAGCUUGAAUUGGCAGCUGUAGUUGGUCCAGGAAAUGAAUUAGGAAAGCAUGUAAAUAUUAAUGAAGCUGCAGAUCACAUAUUUGGGCUUGUUUUGAUGAAUGACUGGAGCGCUCGAGAUAUUCAGGGGUGGGAAUGCAUUCCACUAGGUCCGUUUAUUGGGAAGAAUUUUGGUACAACCAUAUCUCCCUGGAUUGUGCCUUUAGAUUCCCUUGAGCCCUUUGGCUGUGAGGCUCCAAUGCAGAACCCACCGCCUUUGCCAUACCUCACAGAGAAGAAGCCCAAAAACUAUGACAUUUGCUUGGAGGUUGCGAUUAAACCAAAUGGACAUGAAGAUUCAUAUGUUGUGUCAAGAAGCAACUAUAAACACCUAUACUGGACUAUUCCUCAACAAGUCGCACAUCAUACUAUAAAUGGCUGUAACUUAAGGCCCGGUGACCUUCUUGGAAGUGGCACUAUAAGCGGACCUGAACCAAAUUCUUAUGGAAGUCUUCUGGAGUUGACAUGGAAUGGGCAAAAACCUUUGAGCUUGGGUGGAGAAACUCGCACAUUCUUGCAAGAUGGAGAUGAAGUCAUUAUUUCUGGUUUCUGCAAGGGUGAUGGCUAUAUGGUUGGUUUUGGAACAUGCUCAGGGAAAAUUCUUCCUUCCCCAGCUUGACACUAAAAGGGACGAUUGAAUCUCCAUGCUCUUAGCCUGCAUAAUAAUGUGCUUAGGGCGAUUGGAGCUUCUGUUUCUUUAUAAAAUUUGAGUUGAAUUGAGGAACUAAUAAUUUUCAUGUUUUUCCUUGGAAAAAAUGACUCAUAUAUCAUAAAAAUAAAGAUGCCAAAUAAAAAUGUGACCACUUGUACAUAGUAAUUACAUUACUAAUUCUAACAACUAUGACUAUUUUAAAUUUAACACCAUUGUAACAUGACGGGUGUAAAUGAAGUUUAAACAUGAGUUUUAGAACUCGAUAUGAUAUUUCUAGCUAAUGACAUAAAAUGCUUAAAGUGGAAUAAAAUACUACGUAC